Pediculus humanus corporis (human body louse) is the source of this 5439-nucleotide messenger RNA. RefSeq names its product sodium channel protein type 4 subunit alpha, putative. The transcript has 28 exons. Gene Ontology annotation, molecular function: calcium ion binding; voltage-gated sodium channel activity. Bases 1 to 5439 code for a protein of 1812 amino acids. Gene Ontology annotation, biological process: neuronal action potential; sodium ion transmembrane transport; membrane depolarization during action potential. The record is from RefSeq and is a predicted model, not a curated record. Gene Ontology annotation, cellular component: plasma membrane; voltage-gated sodium channel complex. NCBI's taxonomy places the organism in Eukaryota, Metazoa, Arthropoda, Insecta, Psocodea, Pediculidae.
AUGUCAGACAUCUCGGAUUUUCAUUCCGAGGAAGAACAACGAUUGUUCAGACCGUUUACCAGAGAAUCCCUAGCUGCCAUCGAACAACGAAUUGCUCAAGAAAAUGAAAAAUUUAAAGAAUUGGAAAAGAAAAGAGCGGACGGAGAGGUAUACAUAUUUAGGUUUUCAGCGACAAACGCCAUGUGGAUAUUGGAUCCGUUUAACCCAAUUAGAAGAGUAGCAAUUUAUAUUUUAGUUCAUCCAUUAUUUUCAUUAUUUAUUAUAACCACAAUAUUAACCAAUUGUAUUCUAAUGAUAAUGCCUACGACUCCAGCCGUGGAAUCCACCGAAGUUAUAUUCACUGGAAUCUACACUUUCGAGUCUGCCGUUAAGGUCAUGGCCAGGGGGUUUAUCCUCCAACCUUUCACAUACCUUAGGGACGCAUGGAAUUGGCUUGACUUCAUAGUUAUUUCAUUAGCUUACGUAACAAUGGGUAUAGAUUUGGGUAAUUUGGCUGCUCUAAGAACAUUCAGAGUAUUAAGAGCUCUAAAAACGGUAGCUAUAGUUCCAGGAUUAAAAACUAUCGUUGGAGCUGUAAUAGAAUCGGUGAAAAAUCUUCGAGACGUAAUUAUAUUAACAAUGUUUUCCCUUUCUGUAUUUGCACUGAUGGGACUUCAAAUAUAUAUGGGAGUUCUUACACAAAAAUGUAUUAGAAAUUUUCCAAUGGAUGGCUCGGUGGGAAAUUUAACGGAUGAAAAUUGGAAACAAUUUUGCGAAAAUACAAGUAACUGGUUGUUUAACGAAGCAAAAGGAGAAUAUCCACUUUGCGGAAACUCUACCGGAGCGGGGCAAUGCGGUUCUAAUUAUACGUGCCUACAAGGUUUUGGUCCUAAUCCCGACUACGGUUAUACAAGUUUUGAUUCUUUCGGUUGGGCUUUUCUAUCUUCGUUCCGACUCAUGACUCAGGAUUUUUGGGAAAAUUUAUAUCAACAAGUUUUGAGAUCGGCUGGACCGUGGCAUAUGCUUUUCUUUAUCGUUAUUAUUUUCCUCGGAUCAUUUUAUUUAGUGAAUUUGAUUUUAGCCAUUGUUGCCAUGUCAUACGAUGAAUUACAAAAAAAAGCAGAAGAAGAAGAAGCUGCUGAGGAAGAAGCCAUGCGUGAGGCUGAAGCAGCAGCUGAAGCAAAAGAAAACAGGGCAGCAGCAAGAGCAGCAGCUGCUGCGGGAAGAGCAGAAGCAGCCGCUGCAGCCGAUAGGGGAGAAUUUGUUAAAUCUCCUUCUAAUUCAUCAUGGCAAAGUUAUGAACUGUUUGUCGGACAAGAAAAAGGAAAUGAUGAUAACAACAAAGAAAGAAUCAGUAUACAAUCAGAAGGAGGGGAUUCAAUAAGCGAACAAAGGUCAAGGUUAAAUGCAACUAAAUUUCGGAAAGUCAGCGCAACUAGUUUAAGUUUACCUGGUUCUCCAUUUAAUGUAAGAAGAAGUUCCCGAGGGUCUCAUCAAUUCACCGUUAGAAAUGGAACCGGUCGCGGAAGAUUUGUUGGACCUCCGACAGGAGAUAGAAAACCUUUGGUUUUAUCUACAUACCUCGACGCACAAGAGCAUUUGCCGUAUGCAGAUGAUUCAAAUGCCGUAACUCCCAUGUCGGAAGAAAAUGGCGCCAUGGUAGUACCCAUGUUUUAUGCAAAUCUUGGCUCUCGACAUUCGUCGUACACUUCUCACGCAAGUAGAAUGUCUUAUACUUCUCACGGAGAUUUAUUGGGAAGUUUCGGUGGAAACGGAAAAGGAAGAACAAAAGAGAGUCAAUUACGGGAUCGAAAUAGAGCCUUGAGAUGUAGUCAAAGGGGUUUACCCAUAACGGAACAGCCGACAUCUAAAUUUCGAGAAAUUGAAGAAAACGAAGAUGGUAAUUGCAAAGAAAAAUAUCGUCGACAAUCAGAUAAUCCCUUUAUAGAGCCAAUGCAUAAUCAACCGACAGUGGAUAUGAAUGACGUCAUGGUAUUAAAUGAUAUUAUAGAACAAGCUGGUAGACAAAGUACGGUCAGCGAUCACGGAGUGGCGACAUAUUAUUUCCCAGUGGACGAAGAUGAAGAAGGACCAUCAUCGAGAGACAGAGCAUUAGCUCUUUGUAUGAAAUGCAUCGACAUAUUUUGCGUUUGGGACUGCUGUUGGGCCUGGCUCAAGUUUCAAGAAUUUGUGGCCUUACUUGUAUUCGACCCAUUCGUCGAAUUAUUCAUAACUUUAUGUAUUGUUGUUAACACACUAUUUAUGGCUUUGGAUCAUCACGACAUGGAUAAAGACAUGGACAGAGCAUUGAAGAGUGGAAAUUAUUUUUUUACCGCAACGUUUGCCAUUGAAGCAACUUUAAAACUCAUUGCAAUGAGUCCAAAAUUUUAUUUUCAAGAAGGUUGGAACAUAUUUGAUUUUAUUAUCGUGGCCUUGUCAUUAUUGGAACUUGGACUGGAAAACGUUCAAGGGCUUUCCGUGUUACGUUCAUUUAGGCUGUUAAGAGUCUUCAAAUUGGCCAAAUCGUGGCCAACGUUAAAUUUAUUAAUUUCAAUUAUGGGUCGAACUGUUGGAGCUUUGGGUAAUUUAACAUUCGUCCUUUGCAUUAUCAUAUUCAUAUUUGCCGUUAUGGGAAUGCAACUUUUUGGAAAAAAUUACACGGAUAAUGUCGAUCGAUUUAUGGAUAAAGAACUUCCCAGAUGGAAUUUCACUGAUUUUAUGCAUUCAUUCAUGAUAGUUUUUAGAGUUUUAUGCGGUGAAUGGAUUCAAUCAAUGUGGGAUUGUAUGCUUGUGGGUGAUUAUUCUUGCAUACCUUUUUUCCUGGCCACUGUUGUUAUUGGUAAUUUAGUUGUCCUUAAUCUUUUUCUGGCUUUGUUACUCUCAAAUUUCGGUUCCUCUAGUUUAUCUGCUCCCACCGCUGACAAUGAUACAAAUAAAAUCGCUGAGGCUUUUAAUAGAAUAUCCAGAUUUAACGCAUGGGUAAAACGAAGCAUUUUAAACUUUUUGAAAAUGCUCCGAGCGAAAAUAUCAAAUCAAAUCGGCGAUCAUACAGGGCUCCCAGAUGGACGCGAUAGAGACACGGAUUUAGAACUUGGAGAUGAAAUAUUGGUUGAUGGCAUGGUUUUCAGGGAUAAAAAGAAUUCAAAAGAUCAAUUGGAAGUUGCCAUAGGAGAUGGAAUGGAAUUUACAAUUCACGGGGAUUUUAAAGAAAAAUUAAGAAGAAGCAAAAUGGCUUUGAAUAAUAAAAACAAUGUUAUUGGUAAUUCAUAUGCCGGUCUUAAUUCAGACAAUCGAUUUGAAAGCGACUACAUAACUCACAACGAAGAGGAUACGUAUAGCAACAUAUCCUACGGGAGUCACAGAAAAAGAAUUUAUAAAGAUGAAAGUCAUAAAGGUUCAAUCGACACGUUCGAGGAAGACGAAAAGGGAGAUAUGAGUAAAGAAGAAGAUGAAGAAAUGGAUGAAGAAGAAGAAGGUGAAAGUAUACCGGAAAUAGAUGUUAUAAUAGAUGCUAAUAUGGAAGAUGUUAUGUUACAAGAUUAUCCGUCGGAUUGUUGUCCAGAUCAUUGCUAUAAAAGAUUUCCAUUUCUUGCCGGCGACGAUGAUGCGCCUUUUUGGCAAGGUUGGAGCAAUUUACGUCUCAAAACAUUUCAAUUAAUUGAAAAUAAAUAUUUUGAAACAGCUGUGAUCACGAUGAUUCUUUUAAGUAGUCUUGCUUUGAAUCUUUACGGUUAUUUUUUUAUUGAAAUGUUAAUAAAAUGGUUGGCUUUAGGAUUUAAAGAAUAUUUCACUAACGCUUGGUGCUGGUUGGAUUUUGUUAUCGUAAUGGUUUCCUUGAUAAACUUCGUGGCCUCAUUGUGUGGUGCCGGUGGCAUUCAGGCAUUCAAAACAAUGAGAACUCUCAGAGCACUUCGUCCUUUAAGAGCCAUGUCUAGAAUGCAAGGAAUGAGGGUUGUUGUUAACGCAUUAGUUCAAGCUAUACCAUCCAUUUUUAAUGUACUUCUCGUCUGUUUAAUAUUUUGGCUCAUAUUUGCCAUUAUGGGUGUUCAAUUGUUCGCCGGAAAAUAUUUUAAGUGUUUAGAUCAUAAUAAGGAAGUUGUCAAUCAUGAAAUUAUCGGUGACAGCAUCGCAUGCGCCGCGGAAAAUUACACUUGGGAAAAUUCGAGAAUGAAUUUCGAUCAUGUCGGAAAAGCUUAUUUAUGUUUGUUUCAAGUGGCUACAUUCAAAGGAUGGAUAGAAAUUAUGAAUGAUGCAAUAGACAGCAGAGAGCCCUGGAACCUUUUUGACUUUGUCGUCGUCAUUCUUUCUAUUCUCGGGCUCGUGCUCAGCGACAUUAUUGAAAAAUAUUUUGUUUCACCGACUCUUUUGAGAGUGGUACGUGUGGCUAAAGUCGGAAGAGUUCUUCGAUUGGUAAAAGGAGCCAAAGGAAUCAGAACGCUUCUUUUUGCAUUGGCCAUGUCACUUCCCGCUCUUUUCAACAUAUGCCUCUUACUUUUCUUGGUCAUGUUCAUAUUUGCCAUAUUUGGUAUGUCUUUUUUCAUGCACGUGAAACCCAAUAGCGGAAUAGACGACGUGUACAAUUUUCAAACGUUCGGCCAGUCCAUGAUUCUUUUGUUUCAAAUGUCGACGUCCGCGGGUUGGGACGGAGUUUUAAAUGGAAUCAUUAACGAGGAAGAUUGCGACGUUCCAGACAACGAAAUGGGGUUUCCAGGAAAUUGCGGAAAUUCUACCAUCGGUAUAACGUUUCUUCUAAGUUAUUUGGUAAUAAGUUUUUUAAUUGUUAUUAACAUGUACAUUGCGGUGAUAUUGGAAAAUUACUCUCAAGCCACGGAAGACGUACAAGAGGGUCUAACGGACGAUGAUUACGAUAUGUAUUACGAAAUUUGGCAAAAUUUCGAUCCCGACGGGACGCGUUACAUUCGUUACGAUCAGUUAUCUGAAUUCCUAGAUGUUUUAGAACCUCCCUUGCAAAUUCAUAAACCUAACAAAUAUAAAAUAGUGUCGAUGGAUAUUCCUAUUUGCAAAGGAGAUAAAAUGUUUUGUGUCGAUAUAUUGGAUGCUUUGACUAAAGAUUUUUUCGCGAGAAAGGGGAAUCCGAUAGAAGAAACGGUAGAAUUGGGAGAAGUACAAGCACGUCCCGACGAAGCGGGUUACGAACCCGUAUCGAGCACUCUAUGGCGUCAGAGAGAAGAAUAUUGCGCCAGAUUGAUUCAAAACGCAUGGAGAAAACACAAACAGCAACGAGUCGGAACGGAUAACGAAGAAGAAAAACCGGAAAGCGGUUCUAGGACACCGGAAGCGGGUGGUCCCGGUUCAAAAGAUCAAAGUCCGACGGAUUCUUCGAACGCGAGACAAACGGAAAUAUUAGUUGAAAGCGAUGGUUUCGUUACAAAAAAUGGGCACAAAGUUGUGAUACAUUCACGAUCACCGAGUAUCGGUUCUAAACAAGCAGAUGUCUGA